This is a messenger RNA of Australozyma saopauloensis, 2661 nucleotides long. RefSeq names its product Phm7p (gene PHM7). Gene Ontology annotation, molecular function: calcium-activated cation channel activity. Gene Ontology annotation, cellular component: plasma membrane. The coding region runs from base 1 to 2661 and encodes 886 amino acids. The transcript has a single exon. Lineage: Eukaryota; Fungi; Ascomycota; Pichiomycetes; Serinales; Metschnikowiaceae. The record is from RefSeq and is a predicted model, not a curated record.
AUGUCAUCCACCGACCUGAAGCCCUCGUCGCUAUCACAAUUAUACUCGGCCGCACUCCCAAAUGCUGUGGUGUUUGCGGUCUUCAUCACUGGCUUUCUUCUCGUGAGAAAGAAGCAGCCCCGGGUUUAUGAGCCUCGGUCCAGCGUUGAGACGCUUCCCAAAGAUCUCCAAACAGAGCCUAGUUCGUCCGGUGUGACGCAAUGGCUUCUGAACAUCAUUCGCAAACCGCACUCGUGGAUGGUGCUUAAGACAGGCCCCGAUGGGUUCUUCUAUCUUAGAUUCAUCGUAGUGUUCGUGAUCUUGGCCAUUGUGGGAUGUAUGUUGUGCUUGCCGAUCUUGCUUCCCAUCAACAUCACCAACGGUAACGGAUUGACCGGUUUGGACAUGUUGGCACUUGGUAAUGUGGCCAACACCAACAGAUACAUUGCCCAUGCGCUUGUUUCCGCUGUCUUUUUCGGAAUGGUGGUGUAUGCCAUCUACCAUGAGCUUGUCUACUACACCACAUUCCGUCAUGCAUUGCAGACCACGCCCUUGUAUGACUCCAUUAUCUCCUCGCGUACUUUGCUCUUGACCGAUAUCCCUAAGGAUCUUUUGGAGGAGAACGAAUUGAGAGCCCUUUUCCCGGCUACUGCUAACCUCUGGUACUCUCGCGACUACAAGAAAUUGACCAAGAAGGUCGAGGAGCGUACUAAGUUGGCUUCCAAGUACGAGGGCGCUUUGAACAAGGCUUUGACUACUGCUGUGAAGGUCCGCGGCAAGGCCAUCAAGAAGAACGAGCCUGUUCCAGAGCCAGAGGACGACUUGAACAAGUACUUGAAAGAUGGAAAGAAAAGACCUACUCACAGACUCAAGUUCCUUAUUGGCAAGAAAGUGGACACUUUGGACUACGGUGCCGAGCGUCUUGGUGAAUUGAACAGAGAAAUCAAGCAAGAGCAGGUGCAAUUUGCCUCCGCCAGCCAGACCACCUCUGUGUUCAUGGAGUUCCCAACACAAUUGGACGCCCAAAAGGCCUAUCAAUCUAUUCCGUUCAACAAGUCUCUUCGUGGAACCGACCGCUUCAUUGGCUUGGCUCCGGAUGAUAUCAUUUGGGCCAAUCUUUCUUCCAGCAAGAUGGUGAGAAGAUUGAAGAAGGUCGCUGCCUCCACUGUUUUGACGCUCAUGAUCAUUUUCUGGUGUAUCCCUGUCGCUGUUGUUGGUGCCAUCUCUAACAUCAACAUGCUUAUCGAGAAGCUUCCAUGGCUUGGCUUCCUUAACAAGUUGCCUAGUUCGAUUAUGGGUGUUGUAACCUCUCUUUUGCCUACCGUUGCCUUGGCCAUUUUGAUGUCUUUGAUUCCUCCAUUCAUCAAGAAGAUGGGUAAGAUCAGUGGUUGCAUCACUGUUCCUCAGGUCGAGAGAUACUGUCAACAAUGGUUCUACGCAUUCCAGGUUGUUAACUCCUUUUUGGUCGUGACUCUUGCUUCCGCUGCUGCUGGUGUUGUUACCGAGGCCAUUAAAGACCCUGACUCGGCUGUUCGUUUGGUUGCUGAGAAGAUUCCUACUGCUUCCAAUUUCUACAUUGCCUACCUCAUCUUGUUUGGUUUGUCGUUCUCAUCUGCCCUGCUUUUGCAACUUGUGGCUUUGAUUUUGGCUCAAUUCUUGGGUAAGCUCUUGGACAAGACUCCAAAGGCCAAGUGGAACCGUUACACCACUUUGGGCCAACCCUUCUUCUCUGUUCUUUACCCCAACUUCCAAAUGUUGAUUCUUAUCACCAUUAUCUACGCUAUUAUUGCUCCAAUCAUCUUGGGUUUCGCUACUCUCGCAUUCCUUUUGGUUGGUUCUGCUUUCGUGUACAUCUUCGUGUACGUCUUGCGCCCUAACUUUUCCGAUGCUCGCGGAAGAAGCUAUCCAUUGGCUCUCUUUGCUACAUUUACUGCUCUUUACUUCGCUGAGGUUCUUCUUGCCAUCAUCUUUGGUCUUGCCAAGGGUUGGGCCGGUAUGGGUAUCGAGAUCGCUGUGGUGGCUUGCACAAUUGCUUGUCACCUCUACUUCAAGUACACAUUUGUAGCAUUGUUUGAUGCUGUUCCCAUUUCUGCCAUCAAGGUCGCAUCCGGUGAUCUGGCUUUCAAGUACCCUGACAACGAUUCUGGCCUCAAGGAAAUCAAGCACGAAGGUAAGAACUUCUGGGAAGGUGGUAACCAAUUGGAGCUCACCAACCCAGCCAACGUUCAAGUCUUGGCUGAGAGAAACCAUUCCGAUGGAUUUACUGCCGACAGUAGUUCCGAGAAAGCCUCUGUCCCAGCUGGUAGUGUUUCCAUGGGUGAGAAGAGCUCCGUUGUUGCCAACACUCCAGGUACUGUCCCAACUCCAGGUUUCUUCCAACGCAUGUUCAAUCCUCGCGCUCAAACUUUCGAGUUCCUUCGUUCUCAAAUGCCUGUGGAGUACUUCAACUACAUCGAGUACAACACUGACUUCGUGAGAACCGCUUACGCUGACCCAGCUGUUAGAGAUGACGAGCCUCACAUCUGGAUUCCUAGAGAUGCUAUGGGUCUUUCUGAGAUUGAGAAAAAUAAGGCAUUGGAGAAUGAGGUUGACUGUUCGAACGACAAUGCCGGUUUCGACGAGAAGGGAAGCGUGCAAUUCCUUGGUCCUCCCCCUACCUACGAGGAGUCCAUCAAGUAUUAG